AUGAAGAAGAGCCAUGCCAAAGCGGGUUUAAAGGCCCACAAACGUGAAGGGAGAAAAGAAAGACGUCAAAAGGAAGAAGAAGAACUCAAGCAACUCAAAGAAAGAAUUGAAAACUACAAUCCCAAUAUAGAUGAAGAUGCGAUGCAACAAUUUAGUGACCUUCCAAUUACUCAGAAUACACUACGAGGUCUUAAGGAAUCCUCCUUUAUUUCAUUGACAGAUAUUCAGAAAAAGACUAUUCCAAUAGCUUUGAAAGGGCAUGAUUUGAUGGGAACUGCUAGAACAGGAUCAGGUAAAACACUAGCCUUUUUGAUUCCUGUAAUUGAAAUUUUGAUAAAAAAUGACAUUACUGAGUAUGACGGAUUAGCAGCUUUGAUAGUAUCACCAACGAGAGAACUUGCGGUUCAGAUUUUUGAAGUAUUGGCCAAGAUUGGGAAAUACAAUUCAUUCUCCGCUGGUUUGGUUACCGGUGGAAAAGAUGUACAAUACGAGAAGGAAAGAAUAUCCCGGAUGAACAUAUUGGUAGGCACACCUGGACGGAUAUCACAGCAUUUAAAUGAAGCUGUGGGGAUGGAAACAUCUAACUUGCAGGUGUUGGUCUUAGAUGAGGCUGAUAGAUGCCUUGAUAUGGGAUUCAAAAAGCAAAUUGACAACAUUGUAAAACAUUUGCCACCAACACGACAAACGUUGUUAUUCUCAGCCACUACUACCGAUAGUGUUCAAGAUUUGGCCAGAUUGUCGUUGACAAAUCCAAAAAGAAUAGGUACUUCUUCUGAUAAAGAUGUUUCAACCAUCCCUGAAUCAUUAGAUCAAUACUAUGUCAGAGUACCCUUGGAUGAAAAAUUGGAUGUCUUGUGGUCAUUUAUCAAAUCACAUUUGAAAAGUAAGAUUUUGGUGUUUUUCUCGUCGUCAAAGCAGGUGCAAUACACCUACGAAACAUUUCGUACCCUUCAACCAGGUAUUUCCCUUUUGAAGCUUUAUGGACGUAAUAAGCAAACAUCACGUUUGGAAACAACCAUGAAAUUUGCUCAAGCUCAGCAUGUAUGCCUUUUUGCCACUGAUAUCGUUGCAAGAGGAUUGGAUUUUCCUGCAAUAGACUGGGUUAUUCAAGUUGAUUGUCCCGAAGAUGUUGCAACAUACGUACAUCGUGUAGGAAGGUCGGCAAGAUUUGGGAGACAAGGUAAAUCUUUGCUAAUGCUUACCCCAAGUGAAGAAGACGCAUUUUUGCAAAGACUCAAGAUUCAUAACAUCGAACCGAAAUUGAUGAAUAUCAAACAAAAAAGCAAAAAGUCAAUUAGACCACAAUUACAGUCUUUGUGUUUUAAGGAUCCAGUGAUGAAGAAUUUAGGGCAAAGGGCAUUUAUUGCUUAUUUCAAAUCGGUGUAUAUUCAAAAGGACAAGGAAGUUUUCGAUGUGGAGUCGUUGCCUGCUGAAGCUUAUGCGGCUUCAUUAGGUCUUCCUGGGGCGCCCAAGAUCAAAAUUAAAGGAGGCUCUGCAAGUAAGGAGAAGAAGAACGAGUCGAGAAUGUUACUCGCUUUGUCGAAAAGUGACGCUGAUGGUGAGAUCAAGGAGAAACCGUCCAAGAUCAAAACCAAGUACGAUCGGAUGUUUGAGAGAAAAAAUCAAACCAUCUUGUCAGACCAUUACUUGAACUUAACCAACAGCAAGGUAAAUGGAAAGAUGGAGAACGACGAUGACGAUGAAGAUUUCAUGACUGUAAAGAGACAAAAUCAUGAGCUAAAGGAUGAAGAAUUGCCCGAUUUACUGUUACCAGCGUCUAAACGACUGGAGAGAAAGGCGCUUUCUAGAAAGGCGUCACUAGCUAACAAGGGCAAUCCGACCAAGUUGAAGUUUGAUGAUGACGGUGUUGCGCAUCCAAUAUAUGAAUUGGAAGGAGAAGAAGACUUCAUCAAAGCAGGAGAUGCCAAGAAACAGAAGGAGGAUUUCCUUACAAAGGAGCAGAAGUUGAUGAAGGUAACAGAUGCUGCCGAUAAAGAAGUCGAAAGACAAAAACGUCAAGAGAAAAAGAGGAAAAGAAAGGAAGCAGAAAGAAGAUUGAGGGAAGAGGGAGAGUAUUAUUCAGAAAGGGAGGAAGAUGUUCCAGACUUGGAGCGCGAUAUGGAAUUUGGUGACAAGAAGACAUCAGGCAGAGAUAACACUUGGUUCAAAGAUGAGCCAGAAAUCAAGAAACAAAAGAAGGAUGACUUUAUUGAAAUUGAUGAGCCAGAGACUUUGGAGGACCUUGAAUCUUUAGCAGCCAAGUUGAUAAGCAAUUAA
Molecule: messenger RNA, 2277 nt
Organism: Lodderomyces parapsilosis
Lineage: Eukaryota; Fungi; Ascomycota; Pichiomycetes; Serinales; Debaryomycetaceae
Gene: HCA4
Product: RNA-dependent ATPase
Exons: 1
Coding region: 1-2277 (758 amino acids)
Biological process (GO): rRNA processing
Cellular component (GO): nucleus
Molecular function (GO): ATP binding; RNA helicase activity; nucleic acid binding
Source: RefSeq, a predicted model, not a curated record